GCAUGAAAUCCAGAAAUGCACCAGAGCUUUGUACUUUGCAAAACAGCUGCACUUUAUGGCAUUGAGACUUUUGUUAUUUCUGUUGAUUGUUAUUUCUCUUAUUUCUCCAGGUGCCUUCAGGACAAAGUAUUAGGACAGUUUGAAUCAGAUUUUGUUACUACAAGAAAAGAAAAGUUUAUUCUGCAGAUGUCUGAAGAUUGCUUAUACCUGAACAUAUACACACCUGUGUCUACAGAAAAACAUGAGAAACUGCCGGUCUUUGUGUGGAUCCAUGGAGGUGGACUAGCUUUUGGAUCAGCAUCACCCUAUGAUGGUUCAGCAUUAGCAGCCUUUGAGAACACGGUAGUUGUGGUAAUUCAGUACAGACUGGGUAUUCUUGGAUACUUUAGCACUGGUGAUAAGCAUGCUCGUGGUAACUGGGGGUAUUUGGACCAAGUGGCAGCUCUUCAGUGGAUUCAGGAAAAUAUCAUACACUUUGGAGGAGACCCGGGAUCCGUCACCAUCUUUGGAGAAUCUGCAGGGGGAAUCAGUGUAUCUGCUCUGGUCUUAUCUCCACUGGCAAAGGGCUUGUUCCAUAGGGCCAUUUCAGAGAGUGGUGUUGCAAUCAGGCUUUUAUUCACUGAAAGGCCUGAGGAAGAAGCACAGAGAAUUGCUGCUGCAUCUGGCUGUGAAAAAUCCAGUUCUGCUGCUCUGGUUGAGUGCUUAAGAGAAAAAACAGAGGAAGAGAUGGAACAGAUCACUGUAAAAAUGGAUCUGAUAACAUUGCGACUAUGCCAUACCUCACCUGAGAACUGUGAACAGCAUCCCAUGUUCAUCAGUUCAACUGUGGAUGGUGUAUUUUUUCCAAAGAGUCCCAGGCAACUACUGUCUGAAAAAACAAUUAAUGCUGUCCCAUAUAUAAUAGGAGUGAAUAACCAUGAAUUCGGUUGGGUUGGUCCUGAAGUAAUGAAAUUUCCUGAUUUUACACACGGUUUGGACAAAGAAGUUGCACGUCGAGUAUUGCAGAGCUCGUUUGUAUUAUCAUUUAAGGAUAUUCCUUCUGACAUUGUUGAUCUUGUAUUCAAUGAAUACAUGGGGAAAGCACAGACCCGUGCUCAGGUGCGAGAUGGCCUUCUUGAUGCUAUAGGAGAUCACGUGUUUGUUUUCCCAGCCAUUGAAGUGGCCAGAUACCACAGAGAUGCUGGCCACCCAGUCUACUUCUAUGAAUUUCAGCAUCGACCAAGCUCAACCACAGCACCCGAGUUUGUAAAAGCAGAUCAUGGAGAUGAGAUUUUCUUUGUCUUUGGAAAGCCGUUCUUAGCUGGGAAUGCUACAGAAGAAGAAAAUAAACUUAGCAGAACUGUUAUGAAAUACUGGAGUAACUUUGCUAGAAACGGAAAUCCCAAUGGGGAAGGCUUGGUACAUUGGCCUCAGUAUGAUGUGGAUGAAAGAUACCUGGAAAUAGACCUCAUACAAAAGGCAUCAAAGAAGCUGAAAGAAGACAAAAUGGAGUUUUGGGUACAGCUGACAGAACAAAUUAGUGAAAGAAGGAGAGAACACACAGAAUUGUGAGAGCUGCAGUGGACACAUUUUCCUUUUACAACAUGAAGAAUCCCAAUGGGGAAGGUCUGGCUGAACAGCCAUCCUACAGACUAAAAUGAAAAACGCUUUGGAGAUAAAUCUAAAACGAAGGAAAGACAGAAGUUGAAGGGAAAAGAAGGUAGACUUCUGGGAAAAGGUGUUGUUUGAAAAGCCAACUAGGAAAAGAAUGGAAAACAAGAGAGUUACUAUAGAGCUAUAACUUACCGUCUAAACAUGCAUAAUAGGCAUAGUAUUUAGGAUAGCAAAAGGAAUUCUUGGAAAUAUUUUUGGAGGGUAAAAUAAUGUGUCCCUUCCUUUCACCUUUUCUUUGCAGUUCUCAUAUUUACGCUUAUUUGCUGUAAUUAUUGCAGUGGACCAAUUUCCACUUGGUACUUUUCCCUUGGUCCUUGUCCUCAGCAGAAUACUUUCCUGUGCAAUACAGUUAACAGAUCUGUCUGCUCUUCAGGUUUUUCUGUAGAUUUGCCAUUGCUGAAGAAGAAUGUGGCAGCAUUGUUGUGUUAAUAAAGCUAAAUCAAUUAA
Coturnix japonica (Japanese quail) is the source of this 2100-nucleotide messenger RNA. NCBI's taxonomy places the organism in Eukaryota, Metazoa, Chordata, Aves, Galliformes, Phasianidae. The record is from RefSeq and is a predicted model, not a curated record.